AGUAAGCGUAAUCAGUUUCGAAUUUGUAGACACAACAUUUAAAAUGUUUGUAUAAUCACACUGUUGUUGCUGGCUUCGUCAAGCGAGUUUUUGAGUUCUAGACUAAACAAAGCGGCUUUCAAUUAAUUUUGACAGCUCAAAAUGACGAAGUGCGUGAUACUUGCAUUUCUCCUUCUUAAUGUUUGCGCAGGAAUUUUUGGUGCAAAUCUGAAAAUAUCGACAAAACAGGAUUGCAGUUUACCGGCAGUUUUUGAUCCAUCCGCUAAUUUGGAUACAAUUAGUUUGAGAAUACCAACAAAACAGGAACGUGAAGGUGAAUUUGUGUGUCCAAACGCGGAGACUGAUUUUUAUCCUGCAGAUCCCUUCUGCAGUGGGUCCUAUUAUACUUGCGCAAACUCAAUCGCAUAUCCUCAGAACUGUCCUGGUACGCCUGGUGUUACUGCUUUUGAUCCUGAAACCAAAACUUGUGUACCAAUCGAAUGUGCCUUUUGCUACUUCACCUGUCCGGAACCUUCCGGGUUCUUUGCGGUUCCCGGUACCUGCGGCGAUGAUUAUUAUACCUGUGUUGCAAAUCAAUCGGCCCCCACGAAAUGUCCUUCGGGUGCAGUAUUUGAUCCUGUAAACCUAGAUUGCGAACCAGCCGAAGAGGCUUCAUGCCACCAGCCGUUCACUUGUCCGACUUCAGAUGGGGUUUUCCCCUACCCUGAGGUGUGUUCUACUUUUUAUUACCAAUGCACCGGCGGCCAAAGUACAGUACAGUACUGUCCUGGAGGUACAAUUUUCGAUCCGGAAACUUUGGAAUGUGUAUUGAAUGAAAACGCUCCUUGUUCACCUGGAGAAACACCAAUGACAACAACAACCCCCAUAACUUCAACGACAACCCCCAUAUCUUCAACUCCGACUACACCUGAAGGUCCGUUCGUGUGUCCCGCCCAGGGCAACUAUCCUUACCCAGGGAACUGCUCGCUUUACUACAUCUGCACAGCUGCUGGUGUUGAUCCUUUAACUGUUCCGUGCCCUUCUGGACUGGUUUACAAUCCGGACACAACCUUCUGUGAUAAUCCGGAGAAUGUACCCGAGUGCGCCGUCACAGAUUUAUAUUAUGAACUAGUGGAUGAAAACUUUAGUGAUGAUGAUCUCUCAAAGGAUAAGAAAGAUUAUUCGGUCAAUAAGGGAUUCAGCUGCCCAAGCGAUGAUGGCUACUUCCCCAACAAAUUCGUAAGGUCACACUAUUUUGCGUGUGUAGGUGGUUUUCCGUACCCUAUGGUAUGCCCAGGAGUAACGGUUUUUGACCCUAUAAAAUUGUCGUGUGCAACUAUGGGAUAAAAAAGGUGCAUUUAAAUGAGAACGAGACAUAUGACUAGCCAAUGAACGGAACUCAGCAUUUGACCAGAUUGAAAACAGGAAAUAGGAUGAUACUAAAAUUUUUUUCUCUUGUAUAAUUCAAUACAAAAAUCUGAUGUUAACAGCAAA
This is a messenger RNA of Daphnia pulex (common water flea), 1473 nucleotides long. Its product is annotated as chondroitin proteoglycan 2-like. NCBI's taxonomy places the organism in Eukaryota, Metazoa, Arthropoda, Branchiopoda, Diplostraca, Daphniidae. The transcript is spliced from 15 exons. Gene Ontology annotation, cellular component: extracellular region. The record is from RefSeq and is a predicted model, not a curated record. Gene Ontology annotation, molecular function: chitin binding. Bases 142 to 1326 code for a protein of 394 amino acids.